Messenger RNA from Spea bombifrons (plains spadefoot toad), 3307 nucleotides. It is a transcript of the gene DDR2, whose product is annotated as discoidin domain receptor tyrosine kinase 2. The record is from RefSeq and is a predicted model, not a curated record. The coding region runs from base 471 to 3068 and encodes 865 amino acids. Gene Ontology annotation, biological process: protein phosphorylation; cell surface receptor protein tyrosine kinase signaling pathway; positive regulation of kinase activity. Gene Ontology annotation, molecular function: protein tyrosine kinase collagen receptor activity; ATP binding; collagen binding. The transcript is spliced from 17 exons. Gene Ontology annotation, cellular component: membrane; signaling receptor complex. Lineage: Eukaryota; Metazoa; Chordata; Amphibia; Anura; Pelobatidae.
CAUCUUACAUCAGGUACACUUCUGUCCCUCCUUACUAUUUCCUUUGGACGAAGCUCAUUUACUGACGUUCUUAAAAGAAUAUUAGAAGCCUUGAAAGAUGAGUGUAUGUGAGGGAACAAGCAAUGAAAAUGUCAACUGCGUUUUAGAACCUAAAACUCUUUUUUUUCUUCUUCUUCUAAGGACGUCACAAGAAUUUUCUUCCUAAAAUGAAGCAACUUCACUUUCAAAGUAGUGGCUUUAAGGAAAACAAAUAAUCUACUAGAAGAAAAGUGAGAAACAGAAGCUGAAUGGCACAGUUAGAGGAUUUAAAUCGCGCAACAAAAAUGUAAUCUAAAACAUUGUGGAGGAAAAGACGAGUUACUCGUGAAAGAUUGGUUAAGCUCAAGAGUUUCUUAACGAGCUACAGAGAUCCUUCAUUACUGGGACCUCAAACUGAGAUUUUGGUAGUCUUGACUCAUUAGCAAACAAAGAUGAUAGACACAAAACAAGUACAUCUCAUCUUGUCCAUAAUUCUGCAACUCCUGAGUUCUGUGGAAUCACAGGUCAAUCCAGCUGUGUGUCGCUACCCUUUGGGUAUGUCUAGUGGGCAGAUCCCAGAUGAAGAUAUUACAGCAUCUAGCCAGUGGUCAGAAUCUACAGCUGCCAAAUAUGGAAGGCUUGAUUCAGAGGAAGGAGAUGGAGCUUGGUGCCCAGAGAUGCCUGUCGAUCCCGAGGAGCUUACUGAAUUCCUCCAGAUUGACUUGCGUGUCCUACAUUUUAUCACACUAGUUGGUACGCAAGGUCGUCAUGCUGGAGGACAUGGCAAUGAAUUUGCUCAAAUGUUUAAAAUCAACUACAGUCGCGAUGGUACUCGUUGGAUAUCCUGGAGGAACCGACAUGGUAGACAGAUUCUUGAUGGAAAUGUGAACCCAUAUGAUAUUGUUCUAAAGGACCUAGAGCCACCCAUUAUAGCCAGGUUUCUGCGCUUCAUCCCUGUAACUGAUCACUCUAUGAAUGUUUGUUUGAGGGUGGAAUUGUAUGGCUGUGUCUGGCUAGAUGGUCUUGUUUCUUACAAUGCUCCAUCAGGACAACAAUUUCUUCUUCCUGAGGGCCAGAUCAUGUAUCUGAAUGACUCAAUAUAUGAUGGAGCAGUUGGUUACAGCAUGAAUGAAGGGCUUGGACAGCUAACAGAUGGUGUGUCUGGACUUGAUGACUUCACUUUGACACACGAGUAUCAUAUGUGGCCUGGAUAUGAUUAUGUAGGAUGGAGCAAUGAAAGUUUCUCCAAUGGUUAUGUGGAAAUCGUAUUUGAAUUUGACCGAAUACGAAAUUUUACCACUAUGAAGGUUCACUGCAACAAUAUGUUCUCCAAAAAUGUGAAGAUCUUCAAGGAGGUGCAAUGCUUCUUCCGCUCUGAGGCCAAUGAAUGGGAAACAAAUUCUGUUUCAUCAGUCUUGGUGUUGGAUGAUACCAAUCCCAGUGCUCGCUAUGUGACAGUACAACUUCACAACCGGAUGGCUAGAGCAAUCAAGUGUCAAUACUCGUUUGCUGACUUUUGGAUGAUGUUUAGUGAGAUCACCUUCCAGUCUGAUGCUGCUAUGUACAACAAUUCAAUGAUCCCUCCACAAUCAGCUAGUGUUCCAGCCACAUAUGAUCCAACAUUGAAGGUAGAUGACAGCAAUACCCGUAUUCUUAUUGGCUGCUUAGUCGCCAUCAUUUUCAUCCUUGUGGCAAUUAUUGUUAUUAUUCUUUGGCGACAAUUUUGGCAGAAGAUGCUUGAAAAGGCGUCCCGACGGAUGUUGGAUGAAGAGCUGACAGUAAGUUUGUCACUUCCAAGUGAUUCCAGUAUGUACAAUGCCAAUCGCAUGACUCUGCAUGACUCUGUAUCAGCAAGUGAGCAAGAGUCCAGUUCCACUUACGAAAGGAUAUUCCCGCUGGGACCAGAUUAUCAAGAGCCAACACGACUCAUACGAAAGUUACCUGAAUUCACAGUACAAGCUUUGGGAGAGGAAGAAGCAGCAAGUACUUCUGCUGGAAAAGGUGCCCUGCCUUGUAGUGGAGAUGGAGUUCCCCACUAUGCUGAGGCGGAUAUAGUGAAUUUGCAGGGAGUGACUGGUGGCAACACAUACUCAGUCCCACCCAUUACAAUGGACCUUUUAUCUGGCAAAGAGGUGGCAGUCGAAGAGUUUCCAAGGACCCACCUAACUUUCAAAGAAAAGCUUGGGGAAGGUCAGUUUGGAGAGGUGCAUCUCUGUGAAGCUGAAGGUGUGGAAGAAUUCCUGGAUAAAGAUCUGAUUUUGGACACAAACAUUGGUCAGCCCACUUUGGUUGCUGUGAAAAUGCUGAGAUCAGAUGCCAAUAAAAAUGCCAGAAAUGACUUUCUAAAAGAGAUUAAGAUAAUGUCCAGAUUAAAGGAUCCCAAUAUCAUCCGACUGUUGGCAGUAUGUAUUGCUGAUGACCCCCUGUGCAUGAUAACUGAAUACAUGGAAAAUGGAGACCUUAAUCAGUUUCUUUCACGACACCAACCAGAAGAGGCACAGGCUGCUGUCACACCUGUCAUCAGCUAUAAUGAUCUCAGGCAUAUGGCAGCACAGAUUGCUUCUGGAAUGAGAUACCUCUCCUCCCUCAACUUUGUGCACAGAGAUCUUGCUACACGGAACUGUUUAGUGGGAAGAAAUUAUACCAUCAAAAUAGCUGACUUUGGCAUGAGUCGGAACCUAUAUAGUGGUGAUUAUUAUCGGAUUCAGGGGAGGGCGGUUCUUCCCAUUCGUUGGAUGUCUUGGGAAAGCAUUUUGCUGGGCAAAUUCACAACAGCCAGUGAUGUAUGGGCAUUUGCAGUCACCUUAUGGGAGACGUUCACUUUCUGCCGAGAACAACCCUACAGUGAGAUGUCAGAUGAGCAAGUGAUCGAAAAUACGGGGGAGUUUUUUCGAGAUCAAGGAAAACAGGUGUACCUACCUAAACCAGACAUCUGCCCAAACAUGGUAUACAAACUGAUGCUGAGUUGCUGGAGAAGAGAAACCAAAGAUCGUCCUUCAUUUCAAGAAAUUUAUCAACGUUUGCAGCCAGAGACUAAUUUGGAGGCAUAAGCCUUAGCCUUAGUCAAGAUAUCAAAAAAUAUGGAUUGCAGAAAAUAUGAGACAGUCUGUGUACUGUCUAUGAAUGACAUAUAUACUUUCCGUGACAUGGAUAAUUUUAGUUAUCUGACAUCAUUAUUAAUUCUAGGUAGCAGCCACCAAUGCAUAAUACCUCGUCUUAGCCACAUUUACCUGAUGGUGUACUAAAUACUCCCCCUUAAUUAAAUGUACAACUCUCUCUCUCAAAAUAA